Molecule: messenger RNA, 1812 nt
Organism: Zasmidium cellare ATCC 36951
Lineage: Eukaryota; Fungi; Ascomycota; Dothideomycetes; Mycosphaerellales; Mycosphaerellaceae
Exons: 1
Coding region: 1-1812 (603 amino acids)
Molecular function (GO): protein binding
Source: RefSeq, a predicted model, not a curated record
AUGGUCCCGGAUACGGCAUGGUUCCCAUGUGGAAGGUGGAAUAUAGUGCCUUCUCGGCCUCCUGAAAAUCUUUCCAAUAGCUGGUUACCUGUGAUCCUUUCUGGGACGAAAGGAGCGCGUUUUAUACGCCAAGUUGCAGCUGUCCAGAGAAUAGGUAACACUGAUGUCGAGAUUGCGAUUUAUGAAAUGACCGGUGCAUCGACACUCUCUUCGACCUAUGCUGCACAAGGCUCAUCAGGGAACGACUCUUGCAACAUGGUUCAACUGGAUGCAGGCUGCUUGCAGACGUUCAAAUCGUUGCCGAAGCCAUCCCUGUGGAGCAGCAUAGUCUACCAGAGACCAGUGGCGGGAAAGUUAUAUCGGAAUUUACCCGAAACCAUGCUGUUCACGACACCUGUCGUAUCAGACCGUGCUAGGAGACAAUUCUACCAUCGAACAGGGUUGCAUAAGAUUUUCAACAGAUCCACGAUCGAUGAGUUCCUCUCUCCAUUGUACGCCGCAUUACAUCAGUGGGACUCUGCGUCUGAACUCGUUGGCUCAUGGCGACCAAGGACCCAGCGAACUCUCAGACUGCGUACUACAUGUAGGACACUGGAUGCUCUUCCGAAGCCUUCUAGCUGCAGUGAGUCACAACCACGGAAAAGAGAUCAACAUGAGACAGGGGAUCUCCAGAUUCGCAAAGAAUAUAGGACGACAUCCGUGCAAGACUGUACUGCGAGAGACACUAGUGGGGACUUGCAUGGCCGGACGACAUGCCGGCCAGGGGCUGUAGGCCAGGAGCGAUUGCCCACCGGCCAGGUGUACGAGAAAACUCAUGGAAUCAAAGGAACCCAACAGGAGUCUGUGCGUGACUGUACUACGCAGUCUAUUAUCAAGGAAUUGCAUGACCGGAUUCUUCCAGAGCCUCAUACAGGCGCUGUACAAAAUCACGCUUCUCAAGCGCAAUCCUCGAUGCCGCACCCAUAUGAGAUCAACUUCCUUGGCCUACCGGCGGAGCUCUGGUUGAUGAUACUUGACAUUGAAGAUACGCCACCGUACGAACAAGCAGGCUUUGCAUGCUCGUGUCGCAGGGCGCAAGAAUUAUGUGAUGACAUCUGGAAAGACUGUGUCCCAGCCGACAGUGGAGGCAAUGCUACUAGCACCUGGUUGCAACAAUACUCCGCAUUAGACCGAAGCGUACGACGAUCAAUCGAAUCUACAAAAGGGGUUCUGCCCUAUCCGAACAUUUUCAGUCUCUCCAAGGAUAUCGAAACUGUCUAUUUCAAGGCGGGUUAUGCUCGAUGGUGGGCUAAUGAGGGAAACGCUGAUACGACACCGUAUUCAUAUUGCAUUAGGUUACUCUGGGACUCGUACUAUCUUGCCCGUACGAUUGAUUAUGUCGUGCCCGACCUUAACAAGGUCCUACAUGAAUUCGCUGACGGCCGUGGUCGGGCAAGCCGGGAACUCAAUCGCGCAAUCAUUAACGACGAACCUAAGGUCGUAGAAGUGCUGGUGAAUCUCGGAUGGGACUUGACUGUAAGAGAUGAGGAGGGAGAUGCGCUCCAGAUAGCUUCGUUUUGUGGAAACGAACGGAUAGUGCAGACUCUGUUGAAUGCCGGAGCAGACGUUAAUGCCGCAGGUCACGGAACUUAUGGUUCGGCAAUAGAAGCAGCUCAAGACAAUCAUCACACUGGUGUGGAACGGAUGCUCCGUCAAGCUAAUGCUGACGGGUUUAAGAGGUCAAGUCGUGUCGAAAAGCCGGACGAGCCUUUUAUCACUCACUUCGAGAAUGUCAAGAGUUCGUGGUGGACUCUUGGACCCUUGUGCCGGUGA